GACAUCAACAUCAACUUUUCCAUCUCCAAUUCCACCAAAGCCUCCAAAUCCCCACCAAUUCCUCCACCUGCUGACAGUGAGCCAUCUGGUUUAGGAGCUGAGACAUCAACAUCAACUUUUCCAUCUCCAAUUCCACCAAGACCUCCAAAUCCCCCACCAAUUCCUCCACCUAUUGACAGUGAGCCAUCUGGUUUAGGAGCUGAGACAUCAACAUCAACUUUUCCAUCUCCAAUUCCACCAAGGCCUCCAAAUCCCCCACCAAUUCCACCACCUGCUGACAGUGAGCCAUCUGGUUUAGGUGCUGAGACAUCAACAUCAACUUUUCCAUCUCCAAUUCCACCAAGGCCUCCAAAUCCCCCACCAAGGCCUCCACCUAUUGACAGUGAGCCAUCUGGUUUAGGUGCUGAGACAUCAACAUCAACUUUUCCAUCUCCAAUUCCACCAAGGCCUCCAAAUCCCCCACCAAUUCCUCCACCUGCUGACAGUGAGCCAUCUGGUUUAGGAGCUGAGACAUCAACAUCAACUUUUCCAUCUCCAAUUCCACCAAGGCCUCCAAAUCCCCCACCAAUUCCUCCACCUGCUGACAAUGAGCCAUCUGGUUUAGGUGCUGAGACAUCAACAUCAACUUUUCCAUCUCCAAUUCCACCAAGACCUCCAAAUCCCCCACCAAUUCCUCCACCUAUUGACAGUGAGCCAUCUGGUUUAGGAGCUGAGACAUCAACAUCAACUUUUCCAUCUCCAAUUCCACCAAGGCCUCCAAAUCCCCCACCAAUUCCACCACCUGCUGACAGUGAGCCAUCUGGUUUAGGUGCUGAGACAUCAACAUCAACUUUUCCAUCUCCAAUUCCACCAAGGCCUCCAAAUCCCCCACCAAGGCCUCCACCUAUUGACAGUGAGCCAUCUGGUUUAGGUGCUGAGACAUCAACAUCAACUUUUCCAUCUCCAAUUCCACCAAGGCCUCCAAAUCCCCCACCAAGGCCUCCACCUGCUGACAGUGAGCCAUCUGGUUUAGGUGCUGAGACAUCAACAUCAACUUUUCCAUCUCCAAUUCCACCAAGGCCUCCAAAUGCCCACCAAUUCCUCCACCUGCUGACAGUGAGCCAUCUGGUUUAGGUGCUGAGACAUCAACAUCAACUUUUCCAUCUCCAAUUCCACCCAGGCCUCCAAAUCCCCCACCAAUUCCUCCACCUAUUGACAGUGAGCCAUCUGGUUUAGGUGCUGAGACAUCAACAUCAAC
Messenger RNA from Patiria miniata (bat star), 1237 nucleotides. RefSeq names its product vegetative cell wall protein gp1-like. Lineage: Eukaryota; Metazoa; Echinodermata; Asteroidea; Valvatida; Asterinidae. The record is from RefSeq and is a predicted model, not a curated record. The annotation marks the transcript as partial. The transcript has 2 exons.